This is a messenger RNA of Cynara cardunculus var. scolymus (artichoke), 443 nucleotides long. RefSeq names its product 40S ribosomal protein S28-2. Bases 8 to 205 code for a protein of 65 amino acids. NCBI's taxonomy places the organism in Eukaryota, Viridiplantae, Streptophyta, Magnoliopsida, Asterales, Asteraceae. Gene Ontology annotation, biological process: translation; maturation of SSU-rRNA; ribosomal small subunit assembly. Gene Ontology annotation, molecular function: structural constituent of ribosome. The record is from RefSeq and is a predicted model, not a curated record. Gene Ontology annotation, cellular component: ribosome; cytosolic small ribosomal subunit. The transcript has a single exon.
UUGAAAGAUGGAAUCUCAGAUCAAGCACGCAGUUGUGGUGAAAGUGAUGGGCAGAACCGGAUCUAGAGGGCAGGUCACACAAGUGAGAGUGAAGUUUCUCGAUGACCAGAACCGUUUUAUUAUGAGGAACGUUAAAGGACCUGUCAGAGAAGGUGAUGUUCUUACCUUGCUCGAGUCGGAGAGGGAGGCCAGGAGGUUGCGUUGAUUUCACCUUCUUCUCGUCAUCACAAAAUCACUGGUUCAAUUUUAACAUUCAUGGCUUUACUUUUGAGGCAUGUUUGAUUUUUAAACUUCGUGAUGCUAUAUGCUUGAUUUUGAUAAGAUAUGAUUAGAGUAAUUUGUGUUUGAGGUCAAAAUUUCAUCUCCAUUUGGUGUUUUUCUUAUGUCAUUACCUUUGGAAUAGAUAAUUGAUUCAAUGGUAGAGCAAUGCAUAUUGCUUUUAU